CUUGCCAUCAAGUAAAAGUCUCGUCAUGACAUCGCAGGAAGCGACUCCGUUGUUGGGCAAGACGACGGAGCGUCUGGACGCCAUGGAGAAGAAAAACACGUACUCGCGCUGGAGAGACGACGAUGUGGACGACGACAGCAGCAGUGGAGAUCCGCUAUCCCCCAAGCGAAGACGCAAGUCGGCUCAGCGUCAAAUGCUGUGUAUGCAGUUCAGUCUGCUAUUGUUGCUAGCCUGGGAUUUGGCCAGUCUUCUCGUGGUCUGCAGCUUCAGUCUCGGUGGAUCGGCUUUCACGCGAUUGAGGUGGUUACUGGACAUACAGCAGCCGCAGUGGCGCUUCUGGGGGCUACCUGUCUGGGCCACAUUGAUCAAGAGCGUGCUCUUCCUGCUGGCUACGCGCUGGCCUGACGCGCGCGCCAUCACUUGGUUUGUGAACCUCUUCUGCCUUGCCUUUUUGGGUGUCUUGGCAGUGGACGCGUUUAAGUUGGACGCAAUUUCGCGUCUUGAUGAGGGGAAACAGGCCCUGGUGGACGCCAAUGUGGCCAACUCGUUGCCAUUGAUCUUUACGGUACUUGAAGUGGUCAACUUGAGCUACUUGCUCGACUCGAUCAGGACUCCAGCGCCUGCGGAGAGUGAAGCUCUGCCUCAAGUGGCUGCAGACAAGCCGACGGAGCCUGCGAAGCCUCGUGGAAUCUCGUUCGUUAAGCUCAUGUACAUCCUAAAGCCGUACUUCUGGCCGCAUGGGUUUGCCAACAAGCUACGGGCUGGAAGUACCUACUUGGUGUUAAUUCUCAGCAAAUUGGCGAAUCUUGCGGCGCCGCUCUUUAUGGCAUCGGCCACGAAUGCUCUGGUGGCCAAAGAUACUGGCGGUGCGAUUCGAGAUAUCACCAUUUUCAGCUUCCUGACUCUCGUGUCAAAGUUGUUUAAGGAACUGCAGUCGCUUAUUUACCUCAAGGUGAAGCAGACGGCGUAUAUUGAGCUGGCUACGCUGACGUAUGAACAUGUGCAGUCGCUUUCGUACGAUUGGCAUGUGCAGAAGAAAUUGGGUGAUGUGCUACGCUCGAUGGAUCGUGGUGUGGAGUCUGCGAACAGCGUCGUGUCGUACGUGUUCCUGUAUCUGAUCCCGACCUUGGCUGAGUCUGGCGUGGUGAUCGUGAUCUUCGCGAUGCAUUUCGAACUGGCAGGAUUGAGCUUUGUGGCAUUCACCAGCUUGGUGGUUUAUGCUUACCUUACAAUUAAGAUCACGCUCUGGCGCAAAAAAUACCGUGAAGCGUCGAUGCGCCACGACAAUGAGUACCAUGACAAGGCUACUGAUGCGCUACUUAACUACGAGACCAUCAAGUAUUUCGGUAACGAAAAACACGAAGUCGAAGAAUAUUCCAAGGUAAUUGAGAAGUACCAGCGCUACUCGGUGUCAGUGCAGGCUUCGCUUAGUGUUUUGAAUGGAACCCAGGCUAUCAUCAUCCAGGCUACAGUAUUGGGAGCACUGGCUUUGGCAGUUCCACAUGUAGUGAGCGAGGAGAGUGGACGCAGGAUUGACAUCGGUGCUUUCGUUGCCAUCUCCGUGUACCUCACGAACCUUUUCGCGCCGCUGUUUUUUCUGGGUGGUAUUUACAACAUGGUGAUAAACUCGGUUGUCGACAUGAAGAAGCUGAGCGAGCUGCUGUCGGUGGAACCUGAUAUUGUUGACUCGCCCGAUGCGGUGGAGCUUGGCGUUUGCAAGUACGACUCGGAGAAUGGCAUCGACGUGGCGUUCCGUCACGUUUCUUUCCAUUACCCUUCGCAACCAGCCACUACCGGCGUUAAGGACUUGAACUUUACCAUCCCGCGUGGCACAACGACGGCCCUGGUUGGUGAGACGGGUGCCGGCAAGACGACCAUUUCCCGACUGCUGUUCCGCUUUUAUGAAUGUAACGCUGGUAAGAUAUUGGUGAACCACCACAACAUUGCCACGGUAACGCAGCAGUCAUUGCGUCAAGCCAUUGGCAUUGUUCCACAGGACACGGUGCUCUUCAAUGACACUAUUCUCCGAAACAUCAAGUAUGGCAACCUGAACGCAACGUUCGACCAGGUCGUCGAAGCUGCCAAGGCUGCACGCAUCUAUGAUUUUAUUAUGAAGCUCCCAGAUCAGUGGAACACGAAGGUGGGCGAGCGUGGACUUAAGCUUUCAGGCGGUGAAAAGCAGCGUGUUGCUAUUGCACGCACGCUGCUGAAGGACCCACCCUUUGUCAUUCUGGAUGAGGCUACAUCUGCACUUGACACAGUCACCGAACAGGAGAUCCAGGCGGCACUAAAUCGACUCAAGGCUAACCGCACCAUGCUGGUUAUCGCUCAUCGCCUGUCAACGAUUCGCAACGCGCACCAGAUCAUCGUUAUGCAGGAUGGCGCCAUCGCCGAGCGUGGAACGCAUGACGAGCUACUCGGUCGGCCCGACAGUAUCUACGCUGGAAUGUGGGAUGCCCAGCGCAAGCACGAAGGAGAUGUAUUAGCGACAAAUGACCACAAAGAUGCCCAGGUCGCUGAUGCGGAAUAGGAUUGGAGAAGAAAGUAACGCGCAUUUUUUAAGGAAAAAUGGACGACAUAAUUUGAAGACUUCGAAAUGUUCGAGAGUGCUUGUAUUCACAUUUCCUU
This is a messenger RNA of Phytophthora nicotianae INRA-310, 2628 nucleotides long. RefSeq lists its product as hypothetical. The record is from RefSeq and is a predicted model, not a curated record. Lineage: Eukaryota; Oomycota; Peronosporomycetes; Peronosporales; Peronosporaceae. The transcript is spliced from 2 exons. The coding region runs from base 26 to 2530 and encodes 834 amino acids. Gene Ontology annotation, biological process: transmembrane transport. Gene Ontology annotation, molecular function: ATP hydrolysis activity; ATP binding; ABC-type transporter activity. Gene Ontology annotation, cellular component: membrane.